Tarenaya hassleriana is the source of this 4027-nucleotide messenger RNA. RefSeq names its product RNA-dependent RNA polymerase 6-like. The coding region runs from base 86 to 3673 and encodes 1195 amino acids. The transcript is spliced from 3 exons. The record is from RefSeq and is a predicted model, not a curated record. Gene Ontology annotation, biological process: siRNA processing. Gene Ontology annotation, molecular function: RNA binding; RNA-directed RNA polymerase activity. Lineage: Eukaryota; Viridiplantae; Streptophyta; Magnoliopsida; Brassicales; Cleomaceae. Gene Ontology annotation, cellular component: nuclear RNA-directed RNA polymerase complex.
UCUGUGCUCAAUUGACGGAGUUGCGACUCUCUCUCUCUCAGUCACUUCAUCGAACGCUUUGUCGGCAUCGAUACCAAUUGGGGAAAUGGGUUCAGAAGGAAGUACGAAGGCCUCCAUCGUGACGCAAGUCAGCGUCGGUGGGUUUGGCGAGUCCGUCACCGCGAGGGAUCUGACGGAAUUCCUCGAAGAGGAGAUCGGCCUUCUUUGGCGGUGCAGAUUGAAGACCUCUUGGACUCCCCCUGGAUCCUACCCUAAUUUCGAUAUAGUCGACACCUCGCGGAUCGCCAAGAUCGAUGAUUACAAGAAAGUUGCGCCUCACGCAUUUGUUCAUUUCGCAAUCCCUGAAUCGGCGGCGUAUGCAAUGAACGCUGCCGGGCGAUGCAAGCUAAUCUUGAAUGGACGGCCGUUGAAGGUCAGCUUGGGGCCUGAAAAUCCGUACAGCAUUAACCAGAGAAGACGGACCACCACGCCGUUUAAAUUGGCUGGUUGCCGUGUCGAGAUCGGGACCUUGGUUACUCGGGAUGAGUUUCUUGUUGCCUGGAAAGCUUCGGGCGUCAACUUCUUGGUCGAUCCUUUCGACAACAUGUGCAGAUUUUGUUUCACCAAAGACACCGCCUUCUCGUUCAAAGACACAGGGAUGCACGCAGUGAUAAAGUGCGACUUCAAGAUGGAGAUUUCGGUGAGAGAAAUAAACGUGGUGAGGCAGUACAAACAUUUCGAUGGCUAUGUUGUUCUCUUGCAGCUGGCUUCGUGUCCUCGGGUGUGGUACAGAACUGCUGAUGAUGACAUUUACGAGACUGUUCCUGUUGAUCUCUUAGAUGAUGACGACCCUUGGAUUCGCACCACGGAUUUCACCCCAAACGGGGCGAUUGGUCGGUGCCUAUCAUAUCGAGUACUCAUCUCUCCUCGUCAUGAAGAGAAAUUGAAGAAUGUCUUGGGUUAUCUAAGGAUGCGGAGGGUGCAAGAAGAGCGUGUGAGGUUGCCGCCUAGGAUUCGCAGAGAACCAGAUUUUAUGGUUCCUGAGCAUUUCUUCUGCAUUCAGGACAAAGAAGGGAUCUCCUUUGACAUUAUAUUUCUAGUGAAUGCUGUGAUGCACAGAGGGACUGUUAACCAAUUUCAGUUGACGAAGCAUUUCUUUGAUCUUCUGAGACAACAGCCCAAAGAAGUCAAUGUGGCUGCUCUCAAGCAUCUUUGUACCUAUAAACGACCAGUUUUUGAUGCCUGCAGGAGGUUCAAACUUGUUCAGGAAUGGGUUGUGAAGAACCCGAAGCUUUUAGAGAGUCAUAAGAAGUCCGAUGACAUCGUCGAGAUCAGAAGGCUAGCGAUUACCCCGACCAGAGCUUAUUGUCUACCCCCUGAAGUCGAGCUCUCCAACAGGGUGCUCAGGAAAUACACAGCUAUAUGUGAUCGGUUUUUACGAGUCACAUUUAUGGACGAAGGCAUGCAGACCAUGAACUCCAGUCUUCUUUCGUAUUAUGUUGCUCCCAUUGUGAAGGAUCUGAUAUCAUAUUCCGCCUCUCAGAAGACCCAUGUGUUUAAAAGGGUAAAAACCAUUUUAACUAAGGGGUUUUACCUGUGUGGCAGGAAGUAUAGUUUCCUGGCCUUCUCGUCCAAUCAAUUAAGGGACCGUUCUGCAUGGUUUUUUUCCGAAGACGGGAAAACGAGUGUGCUAGACAUAAAGAAAUGGAUGGGGAAGUUCACCAACAAGAACGUCGCAAAAUGUGCUGCUAGGAUGGGGCAGUGCUUCUCCUCUACAUAUGCUACCGUAGAUGUUAUGCCUCACGAGGUUGAUGACGAGCUUCCAGACAUCACAAGAAAUAAUUUUGUGUUCUCUGAUGGGAUUGGUAUGAUCACACCUGACCUCGCAGAUGAAGUAAUAGAUAAACUGAGACUGGAUGCAAAUUGCCCCCCAUGUGCUUUUCAGAUCCGUUAUGCAGGUUGCAAAGGAGUAGUUGCCCGUUGGCCAUCAAAGGGUGAUGGCAUAAGGUUGUCACUCCGGCCCAGUAUGAACAAAUUUCACUCCAAACACACCACCUUGGAGAUUUGUUCUUGGACUAAGUUUCAACCUGGUUUCCUAAACCGGCAGAUAAUUAUUCUCCUCUCAACACUUGGUGUUUCUGAUAACAUAUUCUGGGAUAUGCAAGAAGUCAUGAUCUCUAAGCUAAACCAGAUGCUUGAAGAUACGGAUGUGGCAUUUGAAGUUCUAACAGCGUCAUGUGCUGAGCACGGAAACACGGCAGCAAUCAUGCUAAGCGCGGGUUUCAAACCGAAAACAGAGCCCCAUUUGCGAGGAAUGUUAUCUUCAGUUAGAGCUGCACAGCUUUGGGGUCUGAGGGAAAAAACUCGGAUCUUUGUUCCUUCUGGGAGGUGGUUAAUGGGUUGCCUAGACGAAGCAGGGGUACUUGAACAAGGCCAAUGCUUUAUCCAAGUUUCAACACCAUCCAUAGAAAACUGCUUCUCCAAACAUGGGUCUCGAUUCAGUGAGACAAAAAAAAAUCUGCACAUAGUCACAGGGUAUGUAGCCAUGGCUAAGAAUCCUUGCCUUCACCCAGGAGAUGUAAGGAUUCUAGAAGCUGUUGAUGUUCCAGAGUUGCAUCACUUGUAUGAUUGCCUUGUUUUCCCUCAGAAAGGUGAAAGGCCACACACAAACGAGGCUUCCGGAAGUGACCUUGAUGGAGACCUCUACUUUGUAACGUGGGAUCUGAAUCUCAUCCCUCCAAGCAAAAAAAGCUGGAGCCCAAUGCUGUACGAUGCAACAGAAGAGAAGACUUUGACACGCGGUGUCAGCCACCAGGAUAUUAUAGAUUUCUUUGUUAGAAACAUGGUGAAUGAUCAUCUGGGUACGAUCUGCAAUGCACACGUUGUCCAUGCUGAUAGAAGUGAAUAUGGAGCCCUGGACGAAGACUGUAUCUUACUAGCAGAACUAGCAGCUACAGCAGUUGAUUUCCCGAAGACUGGGAAAAUCGUUACGAUGCCUCACCACCUGAAACCAAAACUCUACCCAGACUUCAUGGGAAAAGAAGAAUACCAAUCUUACAAAUCGACAAAAAUCUUGGGCCGGCUUUACAGGAAAAUAAAAGACGUUUAUGAUGAAGAUGCCACUGUUUCAUCGGAAAUCAACUCAGGCCCAAGGGACAUUCCUUACGACACUGACCUUGAAAUCUCAGGUUUUGCAGAUUUUGUCCCUGAGGCAUGGAAUCAUAAAUGUUCUUAUGAUGGGCAGCUCAUGGGCCUUCUCGGGCAAUACAAGGUGCAGAAAGAGGAGGAGAUUGUGACGGGUCACAUCUGGUCAAUGCCUAAAUACACAAGCAGGAAACAAGGCGAGCUGAAGGAGAGAUUGAAGCAUUCUUACACUGCGUUGAAGAAAGAAUUCAAAAAACUCUUUGAUAAAACAGACCCGGAACACGAAAAUCUCAGCGAUGAGGAGAAAAACCUUAUGUACGAGAAAAAGGCUUCAGCUUGGUACCAUGUCACAUACCACCCAGAGUGGGUGAAUAAGUCUUUAAAGCUACAGCAAGAUCCAGAUGCGUCUGGUAACACAGUGAUGCUCAGCUUUGCUUGGAUAGCUGCUGAUUACCUUGCCAGGAUCAAGAUCCGAUCCCAAGGUAAAGAAACUUUUGAUGUGGGCAAGCCUGUUAAUUCCUUGGCUAAGUAUCUUGCUGAGCGCAUCUAAUAGGUAUAUGUCACCAGUCCCGAAAAUGUCGUUAAGCCGCAUGGCCACUCUGCCAGAGAAACUUCAGUACUUGCUCUAUGGUUGGUUUGUUUUGUGGUAUGUGACUUGCCUAUGCUUUUUUGUUUCUGGUUUUGUGACUCGUGAAUGAAGUGAAGUCCUGCAUUACAAGACGCUUUGCCUAUUCUGAUUCCGUCUCUUUCCAAUGGAGUUUAGUUGAUUAAUCGCUUGCUGUUUACAAUUGAAACAGUUCAACUACUUGUCGUUUGUGGUGACACUAGUGUAGGAAGUUUAUUUGCAACUACUUGUUGGUUUAUGUUCUGGGAAGAGAAGUGCUCGGCGUUUCUUUUUGAUUCA